Helianthus annuus (common sunflower) is the source of this 561-nucleotide messenger RNA. RefSeq lists its product as uncharacterized. Lineage: Eukaryota; Viridiplantae; Streptophyta; Magnoliopsida; Asterales; Asteraceae. The transcript has a single exon. The coding region runs from base 1 to 561 and encodes 186 amino acids. The record is from RefSeq and is a predicted model, not a curated record.
AUGGGUGCUUGUGUAUCUUCCUCGAUCGAUAAGUCGGCUUGUGCCUUUGUUGUAUCACUCAAAGGCGAACUAAUCCAGUACCCGACACCUAUCUUUGUCUCCGAGGUACUACAAUUUGAAAACUCUUCUUCCUUUCUCUGUAAUUCGGACACCUUGUACUGCGACCAACGUAUCCCUGCCUUGGAUCCAGAAGACCAGCUUGAUGCGGGUCAGAUUUACUUUAUUCUACAAAACCCAAUGCUUAAUCGCCGUCUUACUGCCUCAGAGAUGGCUGCGCUUGCACAUAGAGCCAGUCUUGCUCUUGAUUCACAUUACUCGCACAAAAGGAACAAGAACAAGAACAAGGCUCGUAUAUCGCCUUUGGAAACAACUCAUUUCACUAAUGAUGAAAACAACGUUCCAUAUAAGCAGCCGCAGAAGCAGAGUAUUGGUGGCUUACGAGUGUCCAGGUCUGGAUCCAUCCGCCGGAGAUAUUCUUCAAAGAAAGCUCGGUUGGCUACCAUUCGAUUGUCUACAAUAUACGAAAACGAAGGGUGUGAGGAGUUGCAAUCCAUGACAUGA